AUUGUCAAAUUCCAGAUCUCAUGGUACCAGCAAGGAAAAAAGUCUAACGGCAGUUCUUGGUGACCACAAGUUGUGCAGCAAUAAGAAGAAAGGCCACCACAUAUUUAUACAUUACUGACAUAGUCUGCCCGGCAAAUAUAUGCGUCGAUGCCAGUUGUGGAUCAGAGAAGAGGGAUUGACAGUUUUAAUCAAUAACAACAAACAAGAAGAAUGUUGGCUGCUGGUUACAGGAUACAAAGCUGGUUCCAGCUAUGAAUAAAUGGAAGGCAGUGCAAGAAUAUUCAGAGGUCUCAAUGCAGGAUCUAAGGCACCAGCAUCAUAUCCAUUACUAAUUGGAUUCGCCGAGUGUAUCGUCAAGUAGCUUUCUCAAAAAGAUACUUGAGCAUCAAGGUACUGCCAGAAAUGUACUGUAUAGAGUAACAUUCCUGCUCCCCCCCUUUCCUCUAUACUGGUGUUAAGAGUCCCAACCUAAAUGUUCCAAUAUGUUAAAUAUCUUUAUUACUAAGUAAGCAUACAUAGGAUUGCAGACUUGCAUUGCAAUACAAAUGAAGUUAUCUCUAAAAUAAGUCAAUAGGCUCAAUUGGACUGAUUUAUUAGUAAGUGUGCUUAGGAUUGCAUGAUUAAUCAGGGGCUGAGAGAAUUCUUCUGUUUUGGCCAACGAGGCUGUUUUGCCUCUUGCAGGACCUUGGGGAAGCACAUUUGCCUUUGGACACAUUCAGGGGAGCAGCAGCAAGACGGGGUCCAGCCACCCCUUCGAAAAGGGUCAGUGAACUCCCAUGAUAAGCCCCAAGGAGAAGAGAUUCAGACAGUCUGAGGAGGAAUCACCAUGCAAGAUCAAAACGCCCUGGACAUAGUGCUCCUUUCUUGCCUCCAAGAUGUCAGCUGCCUAUUCAGCUCCUGCUUAGCUGAAAUUAGCUUGAUAUCGUGCCAUUAGUGCAGAUUGCCUGGAUAUAUAUGAGAACUGUGCUGGUAGGUCUUUCAGUUUUGAGGAAUAAAGCAUAACCUCCAUAGAUUGCUUAAGAGAUAAAUUUGGCCUCUAUCUGUUUCCAUCCCCAGUCACCAUUACUGGAUGUCCAGACCCUUGAACAAAAUGACUUCUUUUGCUGCAUUUGCUCAGCACAUAUGGACACAUUUUGUGGGCGAAAAGAAGUCUGGCUGGAAGGGCCGGUCGUGCCUGUUUGCGAUAUGCAGCUCCGUCAGUUUGAUGGUGAAUGUGUUCCUGUUCCUAGCAGGGUAUUCCUUCCUAGUGGACUACCCCACGUUCUCUGCAGUCGCACCCCCAUUCCUCUGGAUUGCCCUUUCCAUGGGUUUGUUUCUGUCCAGGCAUCUGCGGUGCUUUGCUGCGCUUUUCUUCCUUUCCUGUGGCCUGCGCGAAGGAAGGAAUGCCCUGAUCGCUGCCGGGACUGGGGCGGUGGUAGCCGGCAACAUCCAAAACAUUUUCCACAACCUAAAUCAGCUGGUAGACAGCAUCACUUGCAUCCUUCAAUCGCAGCGUUUCUCCUUUCUCGGCCGCUACAUCGAAGCGAUUCGGUGGAUAUACAACCAGAGUAAGAUCUUGGGCAACCCGUUCAAAGACGUUGUGUCAGUGAAGGACAAGCUGAAUGUGUCUUACGCCGUUUCAGAUGAAGGCUUGAAGCUGAGGUUGAGUGAGACGAGGCUCCACAUCCAGAACGUUGCCCGGCAGAUCUCCUCCAUACUAGCCCUCCAGCCCUACUUGGGCAAGAAAGUGCUCCCUCUGCUGGGGGUUCUUUUCAUCGUUCUUGGGACAUUACACUUCAUGAGGAAAUUCCUGAGUCCCCACAACAUCAAGUUUAAGAACACUUACAUUACGAAAGCAUUUAUUCGCUACGAUGAGCGACAGCAGCAGCGAAGGAAGCUCUGUGUCCUUCCCCUCAGCAAAGAAGAAAGAGAGCUGUACACAAUGGUUCCAUCAUUUUGCCAGACCCAGAAAGAAAGGAAAUGCACGGCACGCUUUUUUCUCCCUGUGCUUGCUAACCUUUGCAUCUGGGCUCUCUUUGCAGCAGUAGAUUAUUUGCUUUACUGGCUCAUUUUUUCAGUGAGCAAGCAUCUCCAAGAUUUCCCUGAGCUAGAGGUCCAUUUGAAAUUGUAUUACCAUAAAAAUUCUGACAAAUUCAUAUUCAACCAUGGGGAGAUUGUGGACAAAAAGACUUCCUUCAGCAGUCCUCUCUUUGAGCAUGCCUGUAUUCCCAGCCCAAAUGUUCCCCACUCAGCAACCUGGAUCCAACUGGGUGUCAUCCUCUUCUUUUUAAUAGUGCUUGGGCUGUGCGUCUCUACAUUCACACAACUUAAAAUCCUCGUGGCAACAUCAUUCUAUCCUAGCACAGACAUGAAACGGAUAAAGUAUCUGCACUCAAAAUUACUAGAGAGAAGAUCAAAGCUCCCAGAGAAGAAUAAGAAGAGGAAGCUGAAUUCGUUUGCAACAUUACAUUUCUGGUUCCCAAUCCUCCAGGCAAUGAGGAGUUCCAGGAAGAAACAAACAGAGGUGGCAAAAGUCGGCAGCGUUUAACAACGCAAAGAAAAUCUCUAUGAAGAAAUCCAUGGUUUUAUAAGUGAAUUAACGGUCUGUUGCAUUUGAUUUUUCUUACAUUCAUUCACUUUUCACCUGUGACUCUCACCUUGUCAUUCAGCUUUGAAGUCCUCAAGCUGUACAGACUUGUCGGUCUGACACCCUAAGUGAUACCACUGCACAAUUCACAUAUUUCUUUCGGUAUCUGCCUCCUCCCUUGAAUAUUCUAGUAGGAAAGGUCACAAUUCUUCGCUUUCUCUUUUCUUUUCCGCUGCCUUUGUCUGAUCUUUGCCAAUGUUCUUUUCUGUGGGUGGAUUUGCUCCCCGUCCCCCGCCUGGCACUAUGUAUCUAUCAUCACCCAAGUGUCAUCAGUCCCUCCAGCCACCUUCCACUUCAUGUUUUGUUUUUCACAGAUGAAAGAACUCUAGCUUUCGACUCAACAUGAACGAUGCAAAUUUGAAACGAAGGGUUUUAGUUAUUCAGAACCAAUUAGGAUUACUGGGUUUCUUUCCUAAUGUUGCUUCUAGUAGUGCUGUGACCUCAUUCCACACACACAAACUCACUCCGUCCUUGUGUAUACCAGUGACACUGCAUAUACCUCUGACUCACCCAUUCCAUCCACAUUCUAAAAAUGCAGGACUUCCUCUCCUCUCUCUUUUUUAAAGGGAAUGGGAUGUUGAAUUUGAUGUGGGAAAAAUCCCCUAAAUCAGAUCAGCUGCAGUUUGAAAAAUUAAUGAAAGGCUGACCCAGUUGUCUUGGGAUGGCAAUCAAAACUGGCAAGGUCCGGAACACCGACACUCCUGAAGUAUGACCUAGAUGUAAUGUGCAGAAUGCCUGAAGGGUUGCUUGUUUAUUUUUCCCCCUUUGCUUUGCUACGAAAUCCAAAGACUGUGAGUAACUCAUUUCCCCAGAGAAAGCGCCCCAGACUUGCGUUUUGCCAUGACCAUGGUUGAACUCUUCAUUUCUACGGUGGUAGCAUGAAUUUCUACCACUGGUAAAUUUUGCAGACAGAAGGGUGGAGGGUUCAUGGGCACCAAGAUCGAGACACUAGGACAGUAGUAGGGGGACCUGAGUAUUCUUCUCCAUAGGUGGGACAACAGAGUAGACCAGGCACCCCCAAACUUCAGCCCUCCAGAUGUUUUGGACUACAAUUCCCAUCAUCCCUGCCCACUGGUCCUGUUAGCUAGGGAUCAUGGGAGUUGUAGGCCAAAACAUCUGGAGGGCUGCAGUUUGGGUAUGCCUGGAGUAGAUAAUCCCUUAGUAGUACAGUGUAUAAUGUGGCCUGUGUUAAAAUCCCAGGUGCAAGAUUAUAGAGCUGGAAGUUAUUAGCCAUUAUGAAGUUUAUUCAUAUUGAAUCAAGCAAUUGCUUGAUUAUGUUAAUUUGAAGUGAAAGCCAGGGCAUGUGUACUAAUUGAUCGAUAUUUUUUUUUGCAAGUUAGAUCAGCCUCAGGUGAGCUCCGAUGGCACCAUGCCAAUGAUCCCAACCCAAAACAAAAAGAAUCACAGUGCCAGUAAUCUACCUACAAACUGAAGCACAUGACUAUCCACAUAGAAUUGUGGUAAUAGCUUUAUCACAGUAGGAGACUUCCGCGAUUACUGGUGCAAGGCUGACUGCUUUCCACUUAGAUGUCUUAAUCAUGAGGAUUACUACAUAAUACAGUCAUGCCUCGGGUUAUAGGCGCUUCAGGUUGCGUCUUUUCUGGUUGCGCACUGCGCGAACUUGGAAGUACCCGAAUGGGUUACUUCCGGGUUUCGGCGCAUGUGCAGAAGCGCUGAAUCAUGACCCGCGCGUGCGCAAACGCGGCACUGCGGGUUGCGAACGUGCUUCCUGCAUGGAUCACGUUCGCAACCUGAGCGCCCACUGUACAGAGAUGGGACUGGGGCAUGGCAACCCCACCCCCUCCAUGUCCUCAUAUAAAAUCACUUUUUUAAAAAAAUAGAGCCUUUAUUAUCUCAUUCCAGAAAUAAAAUACAUAAAAGAAAAAAAUACAGAAAUUUGUUUCCAUUUACAUCGCAUUACAACAAAUUUUCUAAACUUAUUUAACAAAAUGGAAAAAAAGAACCAAUACCAACUAAACUUUUAAACUGAACCCACUCAUAUGACUAAAAAUAAUACUAUCAAAUUUUAAAGUACUACAUCCCUUAAUUUCCCCACUUUUACAAUACGUAUAACCCUUCUAUGACUUCCUAUCAAACCCAAAGGUAUAAUCCGAUCAUUUCUGUGAGCAUGUUUCAACUCAGACCACUAUCUUUACCUCUUCCCAUAUACUCUUGCUUAACUAUAUCUCCAUUGGAAUUUAACAAAUCAGAAUUAUUCAAAUGCUGGUG
Molecule: messenger RNA, 4855 nt
Organism: Zootoca vivipara (common lizard)
Lineage: Eukaryota; Metazoa; Chordata; Lepidosauria; Squamata; Lacertidae
Source: RefSeq, a predicted model, not a curated record